GGCUCCGCGCCGCAGGAUGCGCCUCCUGCCCGGCCUCUUCCUGCUGCUCGCGGCCGCGUCCCGAGCCGCCCAGACACUUUUCCAGAGCCCUGACGAGGGCUGGCAGGUUUACACCUCAGCACAGGCCCCCGAUGGCAAAUGCCUGUGCACGGCUGUCAUCCCGGUGCAGGGCACCUGCUCCCGAGACCUGCGCAGCCGCCAGCUCCGGCAGCUCAUGGAGAAGGUGCAGAACAUCUCCCAGUCCAUGGAGGUGCUGGACCUGCGGACCUACCGUGACCUGCAGUAUGUGCGCAACACAGAGUCGCUCAUGAAGGGGCUGGACUCCCGGCUGAAGGUGGCCACUGAGAGCCAGAAGAGUCUCAAUGCAAAGAGCUUCCAGGAGCUGAAGGACAAGAUGACGGAGCUGCUGCCACUGAUCCCGGUGCUGGACCAGUACAAAGCAGACACACGCACCAUUGUGCAGCUGAAAGAGGAGGUGCGGAACCUGUCAGGCAGCCUGCUGGCCAUCCAGGAGGAGAUGGGCGCCUAUGACUAUGAGGAGCUGCAGCAGCGCGUAAUGGUGCUGGAGGCCCGGCUGCAUGCCUGUAUGCAGAAGCUGGGUUGUGGGAAGCUCACAGGUGUCAGCAACCCCAUCACUAUUCGGGCCUCAGGGUCACGCUUUGGGUCCUGGAUGACAGACACCAUGGCUCCCAGUGCUGACAGCAGGGUCUGGUACAUGGAUGGCUACUACAAGGGGCGACGCGUGCUCGAGUUCCGCACACUGAACGACUUUGUGACGGGGCAGAACUUCGUGCAGCACCUGCUGCCACACCCCUGGGCCGGGACGGGCCACGUGGUGUUCAACGGCUCACUUUACUACAACAAGUACCAGAGCAAUGUGGCAGUGAAGUACCACUUCCGCUCCCGCAGCAUCCUGGUGCAGCGCAGCCUCAGUGGUGCUGGCUACAACAACACCUUCCCCUACUCAUGGGGUGGCUUCUCUGACAUCGACUUCAUGGUGGAUGAGAAUGGGCUCUGGGCCGUCUACACCACCAACCAGAAUGCCGGCAACAUCGUGGUGAGCCGCGUGGACCCACACACGCUAGAGGUCCUGCGCAGCUGGGACACUGGCUACCCCAAGCGCAGUGCCGGCGAGGCCUUCAUGAUCUGUGGCACCCUCUAUGUCACCAACUCCCACCUGGCCGGUGCCAAGAUCUAUUUUGCCUACUACACGAACACUUCCAGCUAUGAAUACACGGACAUCCCCUUCCACAACCAGUACUCCCACAUCUCCAUGCUGGACUACAACCCACGGGAGCGGGUGCUGUACACCUGGAACAACGGCCACCAGGUCCUGUACAAUGUCACCCUCUUCCACGUCAUAAAGACUUCGGGUGAGCUCUGAACGCCCCCCACUCCCCGUCGUAAUCGGUUAUUUUUACACGCCGGCCUCAGCCCCGCUUUCAACAGCGUGGGGCCCUGAGGCUCCUCGUCCCUUUCUUCCUGUGGUGAAUGGCGCAUGGAUCUCUGCUGCUGCUGCUGCUGCUUCGUCCAAGCUGACUGCGGUUCGUUCUCUUUUCGGUUUCGUUUUGGUUCGGUGGCAAAUAAACACAGACUGAGCGGUCUUUGAGGGGUGUGGUGGAACACAGGCUUCUUUCACGUGGUUCUUGGUGAGUUGCUCUUGGCUUGUGUGCGAGUAGGGGCAGGGGUGGGGAGGGGGGUGAUUCUUCAUGCUUGGGGUGACAUUUCCUGCCCUGGAGGUCAGAAAUCCAGGAGACGCACCAGUGAGAAGCCUGAGAAGGGGGGCACUUGGCUGCUCCCCGCUGCUGUCCUGCUCGGGAUGAAUGUGACACGGCUGAGAGCACAGACAACGAGAAGGGGGGGACCUUCCUAUCAUCACCGUGUUCGGCUACAGUAAUGGGCGGUGCAAGCAAAUGGCCUGAAUCCACUCCAGGCAGCCUCCGGCGUUCUGCAUCCCUGGAGCAAAGGCAAGCGGUGGGUGAGACUCACGGUCGUGUUUGGAAACAACCGUGGCUAUUAAACACCUGUCUCUGACCUGG
This is a messenger RNA of Alligator sinensis (Chinese alligator), 2039 nucleotides long. It is a transcript of the gene OLFM2, whose product is annotated as olfactomedin 2. NCBI's taxonomy places the organism in Eukaryota, Metazoa, Chordata, Crocodylia, Alligatoridae. Gene Ontology annotation, biological process: signal transduction. The coding region runs from base 17 to 1384 and encodes 455 amino acids. The transcript is spliced from 6 exons. The record is from RefSeq and is a predicted model, not a curated record.